Mytilus trossulus (common blue mussel) is the source of this 2580-nucleotide messenger RNA. Its product is annotated as cysteine desulfurase-like. The record is from RefSeq and is a predicted model, not a curated record. Gene Ontology annotation, molecular function: pyridoxal phosphate binding; cysteine desulfurase activity. The transcript is spliced from 13 exons. Gene Ontology annotation, biological process: [2Fe-2S] cluster assembly. Gene Ontology annotation, cellular component: mitochondrion; nucleus; cytosol. The coding region runs from base 66 to 1445 and encodes 459 amino acids. NCBI's taxonomy places the organism in Eukaryota, Metazoa, Mollusca, Bivalvia, Mytilida, Mytilidae.
GAUCAUUGACUGCAUAGUACUAUAAUUAUGUAAAGCAAAUUUCGACAGAAGAAAAUAAAUAUAAAAUGGCACGACUUUUCAGAAAUUUUCGCUUUGUAUUACAAGUUGUGAACAGUACAUCUCAGUCAACUAAGAGAUAUUUGCAGGCGAAUGUGACUGACAAUGCUGCGAAAGUUGGAGUUGCAGUUAAGCAUCCUGAUACUUUUGAGACCAGGAAGGACAUGCCACCAGAAGAUAUGAGACCACUGUAUAUGGAUACCCAGUCAACCACACCAUUGGAUCCGCGAGUAUUGGAUGCAAUGUUACCGUACUUUGUUGGUUCUUAUGGUAAUCCACAUUCUAGAACUCAUGCCUAUGGUUGGGAAAGUGAAGCAGCUGUAGAAAAAGCCAGAAAACAAAUAGCUGAUCUUAUAGGAGCUGAUCCAAGGGAAGUAAUUUUCACAAGUGGUGCAACAGAAUCAAAUAACAUAGCUGUUAAAGGGACUGCCAGAUUUUAUAAGUCAAAGAAAAACCAUGUUAUAACAACACAAACUGAACAUAAAUGUGUAUUGGAUUCUUGUCGAGCUUUAGAAGCAGAAGGUUUCAGAGUUACCUAUUUACCUGUACAACCUAAUGGAAUCGUUGACUUGAAGUUAUUAGAAGAAUCAAUGACAGAUGAAACAGUAUUAGUCUCUAUAAUGACCGUCAACAAUGAAAUCGGGGUCAAACAACCAGUCAAUGAAAUAGGUAAACUGUGCAGAUCAAAGAAGAUAUUUUUCCACACAGAUGCUGCUCAGGCCAUAGGGAAAAUUCCUAUGAAUGUUAGUGACAUGAAUAUUGACCUUAUGUCAAUCAGUGGUCACAAAAUAUAUGGCCCAAAAGGAGUAGGAGCUUUAUAUAUUAGAAGACGUCCCAGAGUUCGAGUUGAGGCUCUACAGAGUGGCGGAGGACAGGAGAGGGGUAUGAGGAGUGGUACUGUCCCCACCCCUCUCUGUGUAGGAAUGGGAUCAGCCUGUGCUGUGGCUAUGGAAGAGAUGGAGUAUGAUCAUAAGAGAACAGUAGAAUUAUCAAACAGACUAUUACACAAGGUACAAGAUGCUAUCCCACAAGUCAUUAGGAAUGGGGAUCCAGAUAUGACUUAUCCAGGCUGCAUAAAUCUGUCCUUUGCUUAUGUGGAAGGAGAAAGUUUGUUAAUGGCACUUAAAGAUAUUGCUUUAUCUUCUGGAAGUGCCUGUACGUCAGCAUCAUUAGAACCUUCCUAUGUCUUACGUGCCGUAGGAGCUGAUGACGACCUGGCUCACUCCUCAAUCAGAUUUGGUAUUGGAAGAUUUACAACUGAAGAAGAGAUAGAUUAUACAGCUGAUCUCACAGUCAAACAUGUUACAAGACUCAGAGAAAUGAGUCCUUUAUGGGAAAUGGUACAAGAAGGUAUUGACAUCAAGCAAAUCAAAUGGUCACAACACUGAAGAGAAAUCACAUGAUAAACAUGUGAUCACACCAUGUGACUUUCUUAAUCAUGGCAACACUCUUCAAUAGAUCAAGACAAAAUUCCACAAUGUUUAUACAGUGAUACAUAGCUACCAUGUAAAUAAUAGUUAACAACUAUAAAUGGACAAAUCUUAUUAUGCUGGUUUCAUAAAAUUUACUUGUGCUGUUAUUGCAGUUUUGUUAUAUUAUAUAAAGAAUAAAAAUAUAAGUAGUGUAUCAAUGUUCCAAGUUCAUGUAUUGGUUCUGAUGUUAUAAUCAAUAUUAUUUUGAUUUUAGAAAUAAGACAUUUCAUUUAUCUGUAUAUGUUUUCCUGACCAUUUCUGAAAUUGAAAAAAUAUAAGAUCUUUUGUCUUUGACCUACUAAAGUGAGGUUAAAGCUCAGAUCUUUUGUCUUUGACCUACUAAAGUGAGGUUAAAGCUCAGAUCUUUUGUCUUUGACCUACUAAAGUGAGGUUAACGCUCAGAUCUUUUGUCUUUGACCUACUUUAGUGAGGUUAAAGCUCUCAAAGGUUUUUUUCUGGUUUUCCUUACUAAGAAUCAAAUGAUAGUGUGUGACCAGGGCAUUAUUAUUAUUAAAGCUGUCGUAUUAGAGUUACCGGUAUCAAUUUUCUUUAUAAUGAUGGGAGUUUUUAACGACUUUACUGCCCUCUCAACGUCAGUAAUUUUUUUGUUCAAACAUUCUGCUUGAGAAUAUAUAUUUAAUUUUCAUUACAGCACCAAGGGAAUGGAGGGAAUUCUUUGUUGACUUUAAUUACAGUGUAAAAUUGUAUUUGAUUCUUCUUGAUUUUUUCCUACCUCACACAAUUAUAAACUCAAUAAUUUAUUGAAGAUCAAUGCAGAACUCUCCAAUCCCCCAAAAGUCAUCCAGGACCAAAGUUGGUUAUUUCAGAGAUUCUGGAAUAGCCAGUUUAAUGUAUAUCUGUAUUAAACUAAAAUGUAAAUAUUUUUAACAUAUAGUUUGUUGAAGUGUAACAGAAUUAGCUUGAAGUAUAUUUACUGCAUAAUGCUAUCCGUGCUUAAAAUAAGAGUAAAUAUAUUGUGAUUGAAAUACGUUUUAUUAUCAUCUGUCAUGGAAUUGUUGUUUCCUUGUGUUAUUAAAAUUAUGUGAUACUA